AUGGCAGCUGGAGGAUGUGUGUUGAUAGCCAGGCAAUCAACAAAAUCACUAUCAAGUAUCGCUUUCCAAUCCCUAGUUUUUAGCAAGGAGGAAGUCGAACAUGAUAAACAUUUAGAGAAGGUUUUUGAAACCUUAAGAAGGGAGAAGUUGUAUGCACAACUCAAGAAGUGCAUCCUUUAUACUGAUAGCGUUUGCUUCCUUGGUUACAUAGGUAUUCAAGCUCAUCCAAGCAAGAUAGAAACAAUAUUAAGUUGGCCAACUCCUAGGUCAAUUUCAGACAUAAGGAGCUUUCAUGGAAUGUUGUCCUUCUAUAGAUGGUUUAUUAAAGAUUUCAGCACAUUGGUUGCUCCUAUAACUGAGUGUUUGAAGGGAGGCAUAUUCAAGUGGAAUGAAGCCGCCCAAAAGAGUUUUGAACUGAUCAAGAAUAAGAUGACACAAGCUCCUAUCCUUCAGUUACCAAACUUUAAUGAUCUAUUUGAAGUAGAAUGUGAUGCUUCAGGUGUUGGCAUUGGAGGAGUCCUUAGUCAAGAAGGUAAACCCAUUGCAUACUUUAGUGAGAAGUUGGGUGGACCUAAGCUUAGGUAUUCCACCUAUGAGAAAGAGUUUUAUGCUAUUAUUUGA
Lycium barbarum (goji berry) is the source of this 621-nucleotide messenger RNA. RefSeq lists its product as uncharacterized. NCBI's taxonomy places the organism in Eukaryota, Viridiplantae, Streptophyta, Magnoliopsida, Solanales, Solanaceae. The record is from RefSeq and is a predicted model, not a curated record. The transcript has 2 exons. The coding region runs from base 1 to 621 and encodes 206 amino acids.